GUACUUCUGGCGUUUGAAAAGGGAGUUCUGGCAUUUAAAAAUGGAGUUCUGGCAUUUGAAAAGGGAGUUCUGGCAUUUGAAAAGGGAGUUCUGGCAUUUGAAAAUGGAGUUCUGGCAUUUGAAAAUGGAGUUCUGGCAUUUGAAAAGGGAGUUCUGGCAUUUGAAAAGGGAGUUCUGGCAUUUGAAAAGGGAGUUCUGGCAUUUGAAAAUGGAGUUCUGGCAUUUGAAAAGGGAGUUCUGGCAUUUGAAAAGGGAGUUUUGGCAUUUGUAAAGGGUCGGAGUUCUGGCAUUUGUAAAGGGAGUUCUGGCAUUUGUAAAGUUCUGGCAUUUGUUGCGUUUCUACUAAAUCGGCGUUAACUUGUAUGUGUGUGACUUAAUCCAGAUAUUAUGAUAUUUCAUUUUUAUACUUGACAAUUUUCCUUAGGCCGCCAUAUCUGUGGCAAGUGUGAGUAAUGAAGAAAAAGAAGAGCAUAAGAAGGACUGCGAGAAACUUCAGGCAAAAAUUAAGGGUACGCUCUUGUUUUUUGUGAAGAACAGCCACUCAAUCCUUAAGAAAUAAAAUUGUUUCCUUUGUUUCUUAAUGUGCAGUUUUAGAAACCAUUCAUGUUGAAAUGUGUAAGGUUUUGUUGGAAGAUGAACGUCACCAGGUAGGUGCAUGGUUUUGUGAUUAUUUUUACACCUAUUUAUACAGUAGGUAACGGGGUGAUUAUCAUGGCUGAAAAACAACCAAACAAGAAAUAGUUCUUGGUAACAUUACAUUUUUUUUGAACAGGAUUGUCCGUCUACUAGAUCUGCAUUCUUGGAAAAGUUUCGAAAAUAUUUACAGGAAAAUAUGUUUAUUGUUCUGAGCGUAAGUAUUGUCAUUCACGUAAUUUCGGGAGAACAUCAGAACAAUUUCAGGACAGACUGCCGAUUCAAGAACAUGUACAGUACAUGUUGUUUAGGGCUGUUUAGGACAUGUUAUUUUGAGGUUGUUUUGGGGGUUGUGUUGGGGGUUCUUUUGGGGUUAUUUGAUCAAACUGAUUAUCAAUUUCCCAUUUGUAAUACAAAAUUACUGAAAAUUGCAAACUUCGCAAGGCUACAGUAUAUUAUCCGCAUUUUACAACAUUUCGCAACGAAAUUUUGGAAUAUUACUAAUUUUGUGAUGCUCUUUCAUGCUGUGAUGAAAUUUUUGUCCAGACUUGACUAGAUCAAAAUUUCACUCAAAAGGGGAAAGGUCUGUUGAACAAUCGAUCUUUCUUCUCUUUCUCUAGUCUCAUCCACCCAGCUCGUGUUCUGGGCCAGUACUGACAUGUUUCUUCCAUCGUUACAUGCAAGCGUUGAAUUGGCAUUGGGACAAAUGGGCGGAGGAGAAUGGAUCUGAAAUUACAUCAAAGAGUAUGUGUUGGAGCUAUUCUGUUUGAGCUAUAUAUUCUGCUUUUGCAUUACAGGAGAAUCAACGAGAAUAUAAUACCGAGGUCCCUUCAAUAUGGGCGUGUAAUCUACUUCAGAUAUGCUGGCAAACAUUUUGAAUUUGGUGAUUUUAUAUUUUAGGUUUAUUUGUUCCCGUGUCGGCUUUUGUGGAUAAAAGCAUUAAUUACUUCGAAUUGUCAAGGUAGACUUUGGAUUUUAUUCCCAACUCCUUUUAUGAUUUGUACCUUGUAUAUAUGUCGGAUCUCUGUUGCGGAUUUCUAUUAAUUAAAGGCAUAUUGCCAAAAAAUUCUUCUGCAUCUUUGCUUCCAUCUUCUAAGCUUUUGUAAUCCCUUUAGAAAGUUGUCAGUACAUUAUCUUGUUGUCAUUUAAUAUAGAAUUGGCGGUAUAACUUCGCAUCUGAGAAAAUCACAUUCAGGUAAUUUAGCAAGAAAAAAACCUGGUAUUCGGGUUCUUUCCUUAUGAGAAACUUCUCAUUCGGAUAGUAUACCCUGGGGCACGUGUUUGUUUUUGUUAUUAUAUUACCCUGAUUUAAAAUGAGAAAUUUAUGGUUUUACUCAAUGGUAGAGAAACUUAAGAAUUCAUGUUCAACGGAGACAGAUGGAGACACUGGUAUGAAAGCAAGCGUUAGUACAAAAGAAGCCACUUCGUCAGAAUCUUGUUCUGGGCUUAAUAUGUCAUUGAUUGAAGCUGUUGACACGUUGGUUAUGCUGUAUUUCUUUGGUGUUCAUCGACAGUUUACCAAGGUAAAACUUGUGUUCGGGAUUUUUAUACUAGAUAGAGGGAAUGAGUUCUGAACUAUUUUUUUCAUGAGGAGCAAGGAAGGCAUUCCAUGCUGAUCCAGUGUUACUAUAUAGGAGGGACCGGAACACUUUGAUAAUGGCCAUAACUUAUUGCUCCAGGUUUACUGCAGGUGGAAACCAACUAUACUGGAUAGCCUGAUCAGUUCUAAGCUGUUCUUCCUACAUGUCCAUUAAGGAUCAUCUCUUAUUGAUCCAGUGUUACUACAGGAGGAAACCUAAACUAAACUAACUGUAUUUAUACUGGAUAGCCUGAUCAGUUCUAAACUGUUCUUCCUACAUGUCCAUUAAGGAUCAUCUCUUAUUGAUCCAGUGUUACUACAGGAGGAAACCUAAAUUAAACUAAUUUUAUUUAUACUGAUAGCUCCAUCAGUUCUAAACUAUUCUUCCUAGAGGUCCAGUAAGGAUCGUCUCUUAUUGAUCCAGUGUUACUACAGGAGGAAACCUAAACUAAACUAACUUUAUUUAUACUGGAUAACUCUAUCAGUUCUAAACUGUUCUUCCUAGAGGUCCAGUAAGGGUCAUCUCUUAUUGAUCCAGUGUUACUACAGGAGGAAACCUAAACUAAACUAACUGUAUUUAUACUGGAUAGCCUGAUCAGUUCUAAACUAUUCUUCCUAGAGGUCCAGUAAGGAUCGUCUCUUAUUGAUCCAGUGUUACUACAGGAGGAAACCUAAACUAAACUAACUUUAUUUAUACUGGAUAACUCUAUCAGUUCUAAACUGUUCUUCCUAGAGGUCCAGUAAGGAUCAUCUCUUAUUGAUCCAGUGUUACUACAGCAGGAAACCUAAAUUAAACUAAUUUUAUUUAUACUGAUAGCUCCAUCAGUUCUAAACUAUUCUUCUUAGAGGUCCAGUAGGGAUCGUCUCUUAUUGAUCCAGUGUUAGUAGUGUUACUAUAGAAGGAAACCUAAACUAAAUUUACGUUUUAUUUCGUAUAGGUCCGCAGUGUUCGAGACAAUCUGCAUCAAAAUAUCAGAGCCCUUGACGAGACGGACAAAAAAAUUAACAAGUGUCCGAAAGAUGUGAGUAUUUACAAUUGAAGGGUUUUUGAGAUGGAAAUUUUAAGUGUAGAUUUUAAAAGAGUACAAGUGCCUGGAGCCGUAACAUUUGGUAUUUUUAUCACUUUUACUUUCUAUUUUGGUUUCCAGAAAUUGGAUGUUCUCGCAGAACUUGAACGUUCUCGAAAAGUGUUUGCGAAGGAAACAACGAACUGCACUCGACAGAUGGCGUGGGUUCGCUGUCUUAUCUUCACCCCGGAGAAACAGGCUGAUGUCUAUUGGAUGUUAAAUACCGCUCUUCAGACUUUGCAGAAUGCCAAGCUGGAUAGCACGGUGUUUGAUUUCGUCCCGGAGUUUUAUAUCGAAGCUAUAUGUAGUGGUUAUUCCGCUUUAAGGAACUUAUUUUCACCUACUGUAUCCUUCAGUGACCUGUCAG
Paramuricea clavata is the source of this 3646-nucleotide messenger RNA. The record is from the annotation of a GenBank genome assembly. Lineage: Eukaryota; Metazoa; Cnidaria; Anthozoa; Malacalcyonacea; Plexauridae.